Tachysurus vachellii is the source of this 2316-nucleotide messenger RNA. Its product is annotated as cystine/glutamate transporter-like. The record is from RefSeq and is a predicted model, not a curated record. The transcript has 10 exons. NCBI's taxonomy places the organism in Eukaryota, Metazoa, Chordata, Actinopteri, Siluriformes, Bagridae. Gene Ontology annotation, molecular function: L-amino acid transmembrane transporter activity. Gene Ontology annotation, biological process: amino acid transmembrane transport. Gene Ontology annotation, cellular component: membrane. The annotation marks the transcript as partial.
AUUAACGGUGUUAUUAACGUAUUAUAUACAUACUGUGUUAUUCCAGCAUUUUUGGUGGCAGUGAACUGCUGGAGUGUAUCGCUGGCCUCUCGUACACAAGUCAUCCUCCUGAUCGUUAAGAUCUCUGCUCUGGUUCUGAUCAUCAUCCCAGGAAUUAUGGCCCUGUCCAAAGGUCAAACUGAAAACUUUGAGAAUGCUUUUAAUUCAGAGUCACUCACAUUGAAAAAGCUGCCUUUAGCCUUCUACUCAGGACUUUAUGCCUUUUCUGGAUGGUUUGCAUUAAACUUUGUGACAGAGGAGGUAAUCAAUCCCAAAAGAAACAUUCCACUGGCCAUCAUUCUGUCCAUGGUCACAGUUACUAUAUUAUACGUGCUGGUGAAUGUAGCCUAUUACACUAUGAUGACCGCAGACGAGCUGCUGAGAUCCGAUACCGUAGCAGUAACUUUCACCAGUAAAGCCCUGCCCAGGAUGGCAUCACUGGUGCCCUUACUGGUAGCCAUGUCCUGUCUUGGAGCCAUGAACGGUGGGAUCUUUGCAGUACCUAGAAUGUUAUUGGUGGCUGCCAGAGAGGGACAAUGUCCAGUUCUGUUUUCCAUGAUACACAUACGCAGAAAGACACCGAUGCCUGCUGUACUGUUGCUGUCCCCUCUAACUGUGAUCAUGGUGGCAAAAGGAGAAAUUUAUCAGUUGAUCAACUUCGCUUCCUUCUCACGCUGGCUCUUUGUUGCCUUGGUUACGCUGGGGCUCGUCGUCCAUCGCUAUCGAUUCCCAGACCAUCCAAAAGAUUUUAAGGUUCCUCUGGCUGUUCCUGUCAUCUUCACAGUGGUGUGCUUCUUCAUUGUGGGUCUGUCUCUGUAUUCAGACCCCUGGAACACAGGUUACAGUUUGGGUGUUACAUUCACUGGGAUCCCAGUGUACUACCUGACCGUGAAACACUCAUAUGGACACCUGUCAAUCACAGGGGCUAUAUUUCCACCACAACUCAGAUUUGACACCACAGAUGGGACCUCACAGUUGAGCAGCUGGAGAAAUCUGGGAAGGUGUAGUAUACGACACCUCGAAGGCGUUAUAUUGACAUUAGAAGCUGUGGAGCUUGGAUACUUCUGUUCAGCACCAAGUUCAACAGAAUCUGAAUGGACGUUCCCCGCCUCCGCCUACCAUGACAGCUUCCAAUGUGCCGUUGAUAGAACACCAAACAUCAGCUCAACGAGAUCAGAGAGGACCACUGGCAGGAUACAACACCUCCUACGUAUCGCCCGAGCCCACGCCACUUCUCCAAGACACUUAACCAAUUCCGGCACCACCCACAUCGCAGUGCCCAUUCACGUACAAAGCAUGCUGAGACGUCCCUGAGGUACACAUCAGAUGACCGGAUUUCACCAGAUGAAAUUAAAAAAAUUAAUUUGUUACCUUCCAGCCAGGUUUAGCUACAUUUCUGAAGUAAGGGAAAUGGUUUUCAAUCCAGUUAUAGAUUUCAUUCAUCUUAUUUUUCUUGCUGUUGAUUGCAAACUGGAAAAAAGGAAACAGAAUCUGUUGUUUUUUUUUUUUUAUAUGUUUAGGGAUUUGUUAAUUUGUUUUGGGAUUUGUUAAUUUGUUUUGGGAUUUGUUAAAUUUGUUUUGGGAUUUGUUCAUGUGUUUUCAGAUUUGUUAAUUUGUUUUCAGAUUUGUUAAUUUGUUUUCGGAUUUGUUAAUUUGUUUUGCACUUCCCAUCCACCGUACCUGGACCAGAGCAAUUUAUUAGACACUACUGCAUGCAAAGAUUUUAACAUUGAUGGGGAAACAAAUGACUUGAUGAAUUGAAGCUGAUGGUUUUCUUCUAAUUAUUAUUAUUUUUAGUUUUUUGGCAGCUGAAACAACACAAUAAACCAGAUCUGUAAACAAAUUCUCCAAUACAGUAGAAUAGAACUGAGAUUUCUCUCUUGUAUUUUUUUUACCUCAUGAAUUUAACGAUCUUGUCUUGGCACUCGGUUCAUCGUACGCCAGCAGCUUACUACUGUAUUUAUGCUGCAGUGUUUCUAGUUCCUAAAGGGCUAGGUGAAGUAAAAAUAUUCAUUUCCACUGAGACACAAACUGAUAUCAAACACAUCAAGCUAUCAUGUGUAGCUUAAAGGAAAAAAAAGCCAAGUCUGCAGUUUUGCAUCGAAGCUCAACUCACUUUGGAAUUACAUCAAUUCUUUCUGUCAGUACAUUAGCUUAUUAUCCGUUUCUUUGGUAUUAUUUACUCCAGCAUUUCAUUUCAUAUCUUAUACACACAUGAACAGCUGUAACAUGGUGUGCAGGAUUCUAGAAUAAAUGAUAAAGUUAUGUUUUAACACA